GAGACGGGCGUCCUUUUUAAUGACGAGCCACUGUUCUGUGAGUGACUUGUGAUUGAUGAGGUACGCCUCGUCAUUUUUGAGAUGGGCGUCCUUUUUAAUGACGAGCCACUACAUGGUGAGUGACUUGUGAUUGAUCAGGUACGCCGUCAUUUUUAAGAUGGGCGUCCUUUUUAAUGACGAGCCACUAUAUGGUGAGUGACUUGCGAUAGAUGACGAGGCCUAAUAUUUGACUGUCCUUUCUUUUUUAGCAAGCUAAGGACGCGGCUAGGGCGUCAGGGAAGAAGAAGGGGACGACUCUGUCCCAGCUGAAGAAGAGAGCUGUGCCGGCUGGCUCGGAGACUCCGAGUACCUUCAAGAAGCCAAAACCCCUACCUCGCCGUCUCGUGAAGAAAGACGAGUCGAAGGUUGCUGAGGGGGGAUGCCCUGAUGACGAAGAGAUGGGCGUGGACAAGCCGUCUCUGGUGGUGGACUUGGUGUCCAAAUCGAGGUCCGGUGGGCAUCCGGACGAGCUGGAGGACCCUCUUUCGGGAAUCCCGGCCGACGUCCGCUCUCAGAUACCGGUGGAGGUGGCCCGCCGAGCUAGGUCUUCGGGCGGUAAGUAUUAUUCGAACGUCGUUCAGACGUAUCGAGCCUCCUCUGGCAGUUCUUCUUACUCUCCGCGUCAUCCUAAGGCCGUUGUUUUUCCUAUAGCCAAAGACAAAGGGAAGGAUGCAGCUGCUGCCGAGGACGAGAACGUACCUGCUACUCCCCACUAUUCGUCAAAGGAUAGGGUGGCUAUAUGCCGCAAGGUUUUUAAGGCCGUCCCCGCAGAGUAUGUUGCUUCUCUUCCUGGCCGCAAGACUGACGCCCAGUUUGGUGCGAUCCAGGCCACUCUUCUCGACUUGUUCUGCCGCAUGGAAUUCUGCAAGAGUUGGAAGACCCGCACUGCUGAGGAGCUCAAAGCUCAGGUGGCUGAGUCCACCCACCAUGGCGACUAUGCGUUCAAGUCCAUUGAAGAGGUCCGCCUGCAGAUGCAGACGACCAUAGACCUUCAAGCGAAGGAGGUAGCUGCGUUGAGAUCUGACAAGGCCGAGCUGCUUAAGAAGAUCUUGGCGCAGGACAAGGACAUGGUGGCAAUGGUCGAGGAGGCCAAGACAGCGGCGGCGGAAAUACGGGCGCUUCAGGACCAGUUCUGA
Messenger RNA from Spinacia oleracea (spinach), 1175 nucleotides. RefSeq lists its product as uncharacterized. The record is from RefSeq and is a predicted model, not a curated record. Bases 438 to 1175 code for a protein of 245 amino acids. The transcript has 3 exons. NCBI's taxonomy places the organism in Eukaryota, Viridiplantae, Streptophyta, Magnoliopsida, Caryophyllales, Amaranthaceae.